GUAUCUGUUGACUCCAAACCAUUCAUCCCGAUAAGCAGACAUCGGGUUCACCACAACGAUCACUUAGAGCAGCCAAUUGUCCGCGCCAAUAACCAUGCUCAAUGACCUACGACACUGCAAUCCAUCGUAUAUGACGUCCAGAGGAUUCGGAUCAUGGGGCUGAUAGACCUUAUUUGACCAAUUGCAAACUCGCCCGUGUGCCGUCCAUGUCAGAUUAAUGCACGCCACGACUUGCGACUUGGCCCGGCGCCUUGUGUACGAUCAGCACAUCCACCUACGCCUGGAUUAGAUCUAAAUCGAAACCACAUAUCAUUGAGAUUGCGACCGUGUACUUAGCGCAAGAACAGUCGAUAUAGCGAGUGGCUUAUAUCUCUACCCAAACGUUUGUUGAAGCUUUCUCGAACAACAGCAUCUCAUAAGAUGUCCCAGAGUCCUUAUAAGCUGAUUGUAGUGCUUGGCGUUACCGGUCGUCAAGGCUCUUCUGUCGCAUCCACGUUCCUUAAUAUCAACGGCUGGAAGGUGCGCGGGGUUACUCGCAACGUGAACUCAGAUGCAGCUAAGACUCAAGCCUCUAAAGGUGUCGAGAUCGUUCAAGGGGAUCUGGAUGACGUUGCCUCCCUCAGAGCUGCCUUCAUGGGAGCACACGCAAUAUUCUUAAUGACUGACUUCUGGUCAAUCUUUAGCCAACCAGAUACGAUACAGGCUGCCCAAACGGCUGGCCAAUUUCUCCCGUCCUAUGUGCACGAUCAGGAGUCUCGACAGGGGAUCAACGCUGCGGAAGCUGCCUCAAGUCCGGAGGUACUCGCUACGUUAGAGAGAUUCGUGUUUACGACCUUGGCCAAUGUUAGUAAAAGAAGCGGAGGAAAGUACAGAUCCGUGUAUCACUUCGAUUCGAAAGCCGCGGUUGAAGAGUACGUUCUUGACAAGAGGCCUGGACUAGCAAAGCUGAUGAGCACGGUCAACAUGGGCUUCUUUGCGGAGAAUUGGAGAAUUACCGCGCUCUUCUCUCCGCACAAGCAAAGGGACGGUAGCUACGUUUUCAGAGACCCACUAGUUCCAGGGCCGCAUCAGGCAAUGCCCUUUGUUGUCGCGGAGAAGGAUACUGGGACUUUCGUCAAGGCAUUGGUAGUCGAUCUACCACCUAGGACAAACUUGUUGGGUGUCAGCGAGAUGAUCACCAUGACAGACUUUGCAACUCUUUGGGGACAGGUACUCGGCGUCGACGCCAGGGAGGAAAAGAUGUCAGAGGAUGUGUUCCUGGAGCAAUUUCCCGACGUCUUGAGGCAAGAAUUUUCUGAUAACUUCAGAUUCGUGAGGGAGUUUGGGUACACAGGCAAUGAUCCAGGUAUAAGCACACCUCAAGAGUUGGGUAUCCCAACUACUAGCAUGGAGCAGUUCAUCAAGGAUGAAGAUUGGUCUUCGGUGCUGGUACCAGCUGCUUCAUAGCUGGAAUCGUGCAGUGAUUGCAUCAACAUGAAAGAUACCCAACGUGCAUUGGCAUCAGGUGGUGUCAUAGGUUUCCCUGGCACGUUGACGAUGGAUCGUACGUUGUCUGCUAGCGUAGAGAACCGCUCUCUACUAUUCUACGCCAAGACAAUCUCCGCAAAAGUAGCUUAAACUCCACCCAGACGAAGACAGAUACUACAUUAAUGCUCUUAGUGC
Pseudovirgaria hyperparasitica is the source of this 1662-nucleotide messenger RNA. Its product is annotated as NAD(P)-binding protein. Bases 421 to 1446 code for a protein of 341 amino acids. The record is from RefSeq and is a predicted model, not a curated record. Lineage: Eukaryota; Fungi; Ascomycota; Dothideomycetes; Acrospermales; Acrospermaceae. The transcript is spliced from 2 exons.